GGCGCGCAGCGAGGGCGAGUCGGCUAUGGUGCUGCCCCGGCUGCUGCUCGGGACCCGGCUCAGGGCGGUCUUCAGGUCUGUGGCGGCUGCACCCUGCGGUUUAAAGUCACUAAAGGGGAGCUGCCACAAUUUUUGUAUUGCUGUUUCUAAAGAUGUCACUUAUAAGGAACUUAAAAACCUGUUGAAUUCAAAAAGCAUUAUGUUAAUUGAUGUUAGAGAGACAUGGGAAAUUCUGGAGCAUGGAAAAAUCCCUGGGUCUGUCAAUAUACCAUUGGAUGAGGUAGGUGAAGCUCUACAGAUGAACCCAAGAGACUUCAAAGAGAAGUAUGAUGAAGUAAAGCCAUCCAAAUCGGACAGUCUAGUGUUUUCUUGCUUGGCUGGGGUGAGAAGCAAGGCGGCUCUGGACACAGCAAUAUCUCUGGGCUUUAAUAGAUCUCAACACUAUGCUGGAGGAUGGAAGGAAUGGGUAACCUAUGAAGUUCCAGAGAAGAAAUAAGGAAAUUGAAUUUUGGAAUACAAAUUGGAUCUUCCCUUGUGUACAUGGAGCCUAAGAUAGUGGAAUGAGCAAAAGAAUAAAACUCUAGUCCUGGUA
This is a messenger RNA of Lemur catta (Ring-tailed lemur), 592 nucleotides long. It is a transcript of the gene TSTD3, whose product is annotated as thiosulfate sulfurtransferase like domain containing 3. Gene Ontology annotation, molecular function: thiosulfate-cyanide sulfurtransferase activity. The record is from RefSeq and is a predicted model, not a curated record. The coding region runs from base 26 to 496 and encodes 156 amino acids. The transcript is spliced from 4 exons. Gene Ontology annotation, cellular component: mitochondrion. Lineage: Eukaryota; Metazoa; Chordata; Mammalia; Primates; Lemuridae.